AUGCCCGUUUGUGUGUUCUACCUAGGAAACCAAUGCAAGUUCGGGGACAAGUGUAACUACUCCCAUGAUGUCGAGCCACUAGCAAGUGUGCAGUGCAAGCAUUUCAUUCGAGGAAACUGUCUCUUUGGGACGCGUUGCAGGGAUCGCCACUCGCGGCCCAGCGACUUGCAGUCGAACCGCGAACACGCGCCCAGUUCGAAUGGCAAGGUUCCGCGAAUUCCUUGCAAGUAUUUCGCUCUAGGUCGAUGCAAGAGCGGAGAUACAUGUCUGUACGCUCACGAGGCUCCUGCCACCUUCCCUCAGCCUAUAUCGACUCAGUCUCACGACACGCUCGAGGGACGUGUUUGUGAAUUUUUCGGGCAAGGACACUGCAGCCAAGGUUCAGAAUGUCCAUUUCUCCAUGUCCCCGGAGCCAAUGGUACGGACUCCACCCCGAACUCAGUCCCCGCUUCCAACGUCGAAGGCGACACCGAUGUACUUACACAAGCAGACGAAUCUUCUGCCGGACUAACAGAAGAACCCCUGCGUAAACCAAAGGUUAUUCCUGAUACGCAGACCCUUCUGUGCAAAUACUUCGCACAAGGGCUUUGUAAACAUGGGGACAACUGCCAAUUUCGGCACGGAGGUGUCCAGUUCUUCACUAAUUCCUCCUCGUCCAGUCCAUUCGUAGCUACAACUACACGGUCAACCGAAAAUUCGGACGACGGAGGAUGGACACGUCGACCAAUUGUACAAUGCAAGUUCUAUGCGGAGGGUAAUUGUAUCCGCGGCGACGCCUGCUCAUUCUUGCAUGGGGCUCAUUCCAAAAACUAUACGAACGCACCUAGGCAUUGGUCAGAGGACACGAACUCCGGGGUCGGCGCGAACCAUUGGGCGUACAACGCUGAUGCGAGUAUCGAAGAACAAGAAACUGAUGCUGCUGGCCAGGCAGUUGGCUGGGGUGAUAGCUGGGGUGAUAACAAUGUUGUCAGCACUCCGACAGCAGAAACAGGUGGUGAUACUCACUGGGCGUCCUCGGGAGGUAAUGCUGACGACGCGAAUGAUGCUGCGGCACUUGGUUGGGGAGAUAGCUGGGGGGAUGGCAAUGGCAAUGGCAACCUACCCGGUGAUAGCAGACUAGACCAGGAUUCGACGAAGAACGACAUAGAUGCCACAGCACUUGGAUGGGGAGAGAGCUGGGGGAGCAGUGAUGCUAACGAUAGUCUACCAAGCGGCGCAGACCAGGGAUGGACGAGCAACGACGCUCCCAGCGCGGCAUCUGGGUGGGGGGAUAGUUGGGGAGAUUCCAACCGCGGCAACCACUCAGGCAGUAGCAACACAAGCGGAGACUCCAAAAAUAAGGAAGCGUUAGAUGGGGCGCCUGGUUGGGGUGAUGUCGAUGCAAAUAACAGCUGGGGCACAAUUUCGAACAAGUACGGCGUGGACUUGACCGCGUCGGAUGUCAAAGGCACGCGAAAGUGCGGCAAUUCCGAGGGAUCCUCAAGCAAACUCGACAAACCCUAUCGGCAGGGCAAGUCCUCGAAGACCCUUGAGCGAACCAGCAGUAACAGUAAUGAUGAAGCCCGUACAAUGCCCUCUACUCCUCGGGAGGUUUGCAAGCUUUACCUCAAAGGAACAUGCACUCUUGGGGCAAAGUGCCAAAUGUCUCAUGACCGGCAGCAUCCUCGCCUUUGUCGUUACGGCUCGCAAGCAGAGUGUCUGCGAGGCCGUAAGUGCUAUUUUAUGCACGAAUCUGAUGCAACCGCCCCUUUGUCGAAGAGCCUAAAUCAUGGAGGGCAAGGCGCUGUCGGAAAGAUACAAGCGAAAUCACCAGCACGAGACCCACUUCCUCAUUUCAGUCGGAAACCACCUUGGACGUACACGCUAAAGCCCGAGGAUCCCAACGCCGCUAAGUUUGAUGAUGCUCCCGCUACGGAGAGUUCAAGUAGCUCUGGAAGCGGAAAUCUUCCUACCAAGCAUUCCACCCCCAUCGUGUCUCCUUUCGUCCACCCUCCCGGACUACCUGCCGCUCCGGUUGCUUCGCGUUCGCACGUGCCCCAUCCAUGCGAAUAUCCACUGCCAGUCUCGCCGUUAUUGCUCUCACCACAUCUAGUUUCAUUGCCUCUGUCCCCAUUGUUGCCUUGUGACAUCCCGCUCCCUCCCUCGCCGCUAUCACCACUUCUUAUCCCACUUCCACUUUCUCCCAUCACCCCUCCUGGUCUACCCUACCUACCUUCCCCUCGGUCUAUCCCUUUGCCAACGAGCCCUCUUCUGAACUCAGUAUGUGACUCACUUGACAGUCGUCCGGAUGCGGAGCGACCUCAGGGAAGCCCCGGGCACGUUACCGAGGAGACGAGUUCGUCCUCUAACCUCGUCAUGACUCCGUGUCACUAUUUCAAGCAAGGCUAUUGCCGAUCUGAAGAUAGAUGUCGCUUUCUCCAUACCCUCGAGGAAGGCUUCGACGAGGUCGCUCACAUACCUGCUGAACGAAGGGAAAAUGAUGAGUUUGAUAACCAGCCGCCCGAGCCUCAGGACGAUCCCAUGCAGCUUCCGGAAGCUGACCCUAUUUUCCUGGAGAUGGAUACGGAACCCACUUCUACUAUGCGCUCCUUCUUUAGCGCGAGUAUUCGAUUCAGUCAUCGGGGUCAACCGUCACAUAUCGUUACUGCGUUUGAAUCAUCUAGGAUCCUUCUCGCCAAUCUACCCUUUCAUAUAACGAGAGACGACGUAGAACGCUUGGUGUCUCAGUUCGGGGUUAUCAAGGGCCUCAUGAUGCUUGAGCCUACUCCUGAUGCUGUUGCCGCGCUGGUGGAGUUCAAUCACUCCGAAGAGGCCGAACGUGCUGCAGCACAACUAGACAACCUGGCAUAUCAAGGCAGAUCUCUUUCCGCUCGCCAAGAUCGUCGAGGUUUCCUUCAAAACGUUGGGACCGCACAUGGUGGCUAUCAUGUUCGCUUGUCAUGGAACGCCCCUAGUCGGGUGGCUUGGGCCUUUUACAAUAGCAUAACGCUGGCAAAAACCGAAGCUGCGAAGUUAGGUACCAUACGCUUUGACAGCCGCCAGAUCAAAGCGACCUUCGAGCGGCCGAGGAAGAACCAGACCUCCGCGUACGCCGUAAAGAUCACCGGCCUACCCCUAAAUACAGAUAGACGACGGCUCCAGGAAUUCUGCGUCGGCUCGACUUCGGUCACUAUUGGGGAACCAACCUACGUUGAUGACUCUCAAGGUCCAAUACGUGAACUACUGGCCAGACAUGGCACUCUUCAUUCACUAGAACCCGUUCCAUUAGACAAGGAAAACACCAAAGUUGUUGCCAUCGCUCAAUUUUUGUUGGCGGAGGCGGCUGCCUCUGCCGCCUUCAACUUGAACGGUCUAACGCCAGAUUCCAUCGGCCACAACAUACUCUCAGCUCAACAUAUUCAUCUUUCGGCCUAUACCAUCCCACGGCGGGAGUAUGUUGCCAUCAAGAACGAGUUCGAUGCAAUCAAAGCUGGAUUGGGAGAAAGCUGCAGGAUACAAUGUUGUGAUCAUAUAGACCCUCUCCGUCUCUACGUGUACAGUGAAGACGUCAAUGCCUACACGUUAGCCAAGGUUCAGAUCGAAAGGCUGGUGCUCGGGGACCUCUUGGUUUCCUCCAACAAUACACAACGCUGGGAACCAUACUUGGAGACGCCGCGUGGGAUGAAGCAGUUAGAGACCCUGAAUUCCGAUGCUCCGUUUUUUAUUCGCGUGGACGCUUUGAAGAAGCAAAUCCGUGUCUUGGGCGGCUCCGCCGACCGCGAAAAAGCCAAGAAGCUAGUCAAUUCGCUUUUCUCUACGCUAAGAAAAUCUCGCCAUCGACUUCCCCUUCCUCGCGAUGUAAUUGCGCCAUUGCUUGCUGGAGAGCUUCAAUCAUUGAAGGAACUAUUCACCAUCAACAACAUCAUUUUGGAUGUUACCGAGUUGGUGUUAAUCGCUUGGGGGAAAUCGGAGACCAUCGACAAUAUUCGGCGCGUUAUACGAAGACUAGAAGCAUCCACCUCACCCAUUAAUUCACGCCCCCACGAUAGGGUUGUCUGUCCAACCUGCUGGAGACCCCCCGUGGAUGCGAUCACAAUUCCCUGCGGCCAUACUUAUUGCAAAAGUUGCCUCCACUACCUAAUCCUAGCUACUGGUGGUUCGUUGGAGGGAGCUCGUUGUAUUGGUCAAGUCUUGCAAGGUGAUGAAGGUGGGGAGGCGGCCUUCUGUCACGGAGAUGUGCCAUACUCUGCUCUUCGAACGAUUCUUGCGCCAGACGAAGAAAGCACCCUCCUCAACGCCGCCUUCGCUGCCUUCGUUCGCAAUGCUACCAAUGGGCUGCACUUCUGCCCCUCCCCAGGGUGUGAAGUUGUUUAUCGAAAGAGGGAAUCUGGCAUCGUGAUAGCAUGCCCAUCUUGCUUGUCACGUAUAUGCCCUUCGUGCGAGACAUUCUACCACGAAGGUAUCUCCUGUCAGCAGUUUUUAGCUGUUUCUUCCCACUUGUAA
Molecule: messenger RNA, 4482 nt
Organism: Pleurotus ostreatus (oyster mushroom)
Lineage: Eukaryota; Fungi; Basidiomycota; Agaricomycetes; Agaricales; Pleurotaceae
Exons: 4
Coding region: 1-4482 (1493 amino acids)
Biological process (GO): protein polyubiquitination
Molecular function (GO): ubiquitin protein ligase activity; RNA binding; zinc ion binding
Source: RefSeq, a predicted model, not a curated record